AUGCGUACAUUCAGGCAAUUCUUGCUAUCUGAAGGCUUUGUCGGGAUUCAUACUCCAAAGUUGAUAGCAGGCGCCAGUGAGGGUGGCGCAGCUGUGUUCAAGCUAGACUAUAAAGGGCAACGGGCAUGUCUGGCACAGUCACCUCAGCUUCACAAGCAAAUGGCAAUUUGUGGUGAUUUUGGCGGUGUUUUUGAGAUAGGUCCAGUUUUCCGGGCUGAGGACUCUUAUACACAUAGACACUUGUGUGAAUUCACUGGUCUUGAUGUUGAAAUGGAGAUAAAGGAGCAUUAUUCUGAGGUGAUGGAUAUUGUGGAUCGGUUAUUUGUUGCAAUGUUUGAUAGUUUAAAUGAGAAAUGCCAGAAAGAGCUGGAAGCCAUUGGAAAACAGUAUCCAUUUGAACCUUUGAAGGAAGCUGGUGUUGAAGUGGAUCCUCUAGGGGACCUGAACACAGAGUCAGAGAGAAAGCUUGGACAGCUUGUUUUGGAAAAAUAUGGCACUGAGUUCUACAUACUCCAUCGCUAUCCCUUGGCCAUCCGUCCAUUCUAUACCAUGCCUUGUGCUGAUGAUCCUUUGUAUAGCAAUUCUUUUGAUGUCUUCAUCCGAGGCAAGCAUUUGGUGAGGAUGGCUUCGUCAAAGUAUGGUGCACCGCCACAUGGAGGAUUUGGAGUGGGGUUGGAGCGUGUUGUCAUGCUCUUUUGUGCCCUGAACAACAUCCGCAAAACAUCUCUUUUUCCUCGUGACCCUCUCAGGCUUGCUCCAUAG
Messenger RNA from Thlaspi arvense, 762 nucleotides. The record is from the annotation of a GenBank genome assembly. Lineage: Eukaryota; Viridiplantae; Streptophyta; Magnoliopsida; Brassicales; Brassicaceae.